AUGAGCUAUAGCAUCGGGGAUGUGGUGCCAAGUAGCUUUGAACCAGGAAUCGUUGCUGGAUCAUACUUUGCCAGCCUAUGUGGAUGCCUGCUGACAGUGGAAAUUCUGCAUCGCCGUGGCACGGCACUGUUGAACUGGAGGAGCUGGCUGGAAACUCUCGCAUGCGCAGUAUCAAUGGGCUUGGUUGGUAUCUGGUGCAUGCACUUCAUCGGCAACCGCGCUAUCAUCCUUGGUGAUGGCGAUCCUGGGAUACAACUUGUCUACAACAGUGGCUAUACAGUGCUGUCAGUAGUAUUACCCGUCACUGGACUUAUCAUCGCCUUCUCAGCUGCUGAGUUCCCGUCUCGACUGCCUUGGUUUCACUGGACUGCGUUAGCUUGUACUGGCAUCUUCGCCGGCCUGUCGAUUGUGGGCAUGCAUUAUCUGGGCAAUUUCGGCGUCAGCAACUACGUGCUACAUUACAGUCCUAGGUUCCUGGCCGCGUCUAUCAUCAUUGCUAUCGGCGACUGUCUGACUGUCCUGGUUCUCUUCUACAGCCUCCGCGAGAAAUGGAUCAGCUCGUGGUGGAAGCGAGUAUUGUGCGCAAUGUCACUUGCAGGAGGCGUCUCAGCGAUGCAUUUCACAGCCUCCACCAGCUGUAUCUACCACCUCCAAAGCUUUAACUCGGACAGCAAGAACAGUUCGAGGGAUAUCCAGGUCAUUGUCGCUGGCGUAAUGUGUGGUGCAGCGGCGUUUUUGGUCAUGGGAUUCCUGCUUAUAUCACGAUCUCGGGACCGACUUCUGAGAAAUAGGUCGCAGAAGGUCACGCUCGCAUGCGCAAUCUUCGAUCCCGCCGGUCGCAUCCUGGUCACUACUGAGGGAGCGCUACCCUCUCGCGAGAUCACGGACAAGUACCACCACCGAACGUUCGAAGAGGAAUUCGACACUGCCCAUCCGGUCUUCCAAUGGGUCUUUCGUGUGACGCACAAUUGGGUGGGUGUUGGUGACCUGAUUCCCAAGAUGAGGAGCCAUCUCAAUGCGCAGAAGCACAGUGAAAUUGGAGAACGUCCCAGCAGCUCACAAGCCAGCUCGAUCUACGAUGCGGGAACGUACAGCAACUACGAGAUUCUCUUCGAGGAGCGGUUUUGCACGGCCGCCGCCAACAUCGCAAUGUCACUGAACAUACCCAUCGAGCAGCUUGGCGUGCUUUACGACCGGAUCAUCCAAACUGGCACCUUGAAAGCAGAAGACAAGAUCAGCAAGCGAGCCACGCAAGGUGAAGAACCAACACCAUCACAAUUAGAGGCUGCGCUUCGAUUGAGCAUAUUCGGCAAGGGCCUUGUGCUUUUCCUCGUGCGUGAGGCCAGUCACGAGGACACAGACAAACUGCUGAACGCUGGCAUGAGAUUUGCAACUGUACAUCAUGUCACUCGCAACAUCUCGUAUGCCAUGCAAAUACCCCAGCCUUGCCUAGAAAGCCACCUCUCUGGGCUCAAGCGAUACGUUGAGAACCUGCAGACUACCGAGAAGCCGGGAACAUGGCUUAGCUUUUUCGCCUUGAUACCGAAGCCGAAUAGUAAGGGCUUUGAUGUGGUCGUAAAGAAGGAUGCCCGAGAUCAAUUACCUGAUGUGCAGCUGCUGCCAAGGCACCCCGAUCAGUCGCAGGUCACCUUUCUCAAUAGGCUUGAUGGCCAGCGUAUCAACUCAAUAUUGGCACUGCUGGAAGAUCGCGCCGGUAAACUCGCGAGCACUCUUACGGUAGAAGAGACGUGGUUUGGCCGGGACCUGCGCAACAAGAUGCUUGAGCUGAUACAGCCAUUUCCACGGGAAUGGACAGAGCAAGCACGUUUCUGGUCGAAGCAGCUGGUGGCGCACUAUUCUCAUCCGCUGCAAAACCGGUCGACUGUUACAACGAUGUACGCUUUCACGGUCAUCGGUGACAUGCACGCAUCCAUUGAUGCGUCUCAGACGCUCGGUCGGAUUCCUCGGACAUUCUUUGAAGCUCGGCAUCGCUGCUAUGCCGGAUCGCCUGAUCAUGCGCUGCUUGCUCGAGACAUACACCAAGCAUUUGCUCCACUCUUCGCAAGGAAGCUGCCGAAGCGUCAUCGGAAAGCAAAGCUAUCGGUCGCACUCGCAGAUAAUCCGAUUGCAAGACUCACGAAGACGUCAACGGGCGAUAGGCGCAGUACGCGGGAUAGUAGUCUCGAUCAUGGCGACGAUAACUCUUCGAUGCACGAGCUUGUGGACAGACCUUUACACCCGUCGGGCUCAUCCCGUAACAGCGAGAGGAACCGAGCCAAUACUUGGGGCGGGAUUCUGGUUAACAGCGAGACUGUGGUCAAGACUGACAGUAAGCACGACUUUCCUCACGAUGGUCUCGGCCCCGUUGGACUACCCAUGGGCAUGAGGGUCGCUGUAGGCACAGCAGAGCCAGACAUCACCUUUGUCAACGAGCUCGUCGGCAUCACCAGAGAGCGCUUCUUACCCGCUGCAAAGUCUUUGAUAUGA
Fulvia fulva is the source of this 2487-nucleotide messenger RNA. RefSeq lists its product as uncharacterized. Bases 1 to 2487 code for a protein of 828 amino acids. The record is from RefSeq and is a predicted model, not a curated record. The transcript is spliced from 2 exons. NCBI's taxonomy places the organism in Eukaryota, Fungi, Ascomycota, Dothideomycetes, Mycosphaerellales, Mycosphaerellaceae.